Molecule: messenger RNA, 2193 nt
Organism: Otolemur garnettii (small-eared galago)
Lineage: Eukaryota; Metazoa; Chordata; Mammalia; Primates; Galagidae
Gene: TCP11L2
Product: t-complex 11 like 2
Exons: 10
Coding region: 168-1727 (519 amino acids)
Biological process (GO): signal transduction
Source: RefSeq, a predicted model, not a curated record
UGGGGUGGGGGGAGGACGCUGGGUUGGUGAGUUUUGGAGUUGGUUGUUCUGUGUUCGGUGAGGGGUCACCCAGAGACCCUUGACCCAAGGUCACUCAGUCGCCUUUCUCCUCCUGUCUACUUGUUGGACCCGGUGCUAUUUCCUUAUCCAUACCUAGGUGACACAAAAUGCCCUUCAAUGGUGAGAAGCAGUGUGUGGGAGAGGACCAGACAAGUGAUUCAGACUCUUCACGGUUUUCCGAAAGCAUGGCCUCUCUCAGUGACUACGAGUGCUCCAGGCAGAGCUUCACAAGCAACUCCUCCAGCAAAUCCAGCUCUCCUGCUUCAACAAGCCCUCCCAGGAUUGUAACAUUUGAUGAAGUGAUGGCUACAGCAAAGAACUUAUCAGACAUGACUCUUGCCCAUGAAAUUGCUGUAAAUGAGAACUUCCAGUUGAAACAAGAUGGCCUCCCAGACAACAGUUUGGCUGGUCACGUGAAGAAUAUUGUUCACCAGGCCUUCUGGGACGUCUUAGAAUCGGAGCUAAAUGCUGAUCCUCCUGAGUAUGAACAUGCCAUCAAACUGUUUGAAGAAAUCAGAGAGAUUCUUCUCUCUUUUUUGACUCCCUGUGGCAACCGGCUUCGCAACCAGAUCUGUGAAGUUUUAGACAUAGACCUCAUCAGGCAGCAGUCUGAGCACAGUGCUGUUGACAUCCAAGGCCUGGCCAACUAUGUCAUCAGUACAAUGGGGAAGCUGUGUGCUCCGGUGAGAGAUAAUGAUAUCAGAGAGUUAAAGGCUACUGGCAGCAUCGUGGAGAUGCUGAGACAAAUAUUCCAUGUUCUGGACCUCAUGAAAAUAGACAUGGCCAAUUUUACAAUUAGGAGUAUUAGACCAUACCUUCAACGCCACUUGGUGGAAUAUGAGAGAACCAAGUUCCAGGAAAUUUUAGAAGAAACUCCAAGUGCUCUUGAUCAAACUACAGAAUGGAUAAGAGAAUCUGUAAAUGAAGAAUUACUUCCUCUCUCUGAGACUGCUUUACCUCCUGGGGCUGAAAAUAGCUCCAAGCCAAGCCUGAGCCCUACAUUGUUGCUAAAUAACAGUUUUUUGAAACUAUUACAGUGGGACUAUCAGAAAAAAGAAUUACCAGAGACACUCAUAACAGAUGGAACACGUCUUCAGGAACUGACAGAAAAACUGAAUCAAUUGAAAAUUAUUGCCUGCCUGUCCCUAAUUACCAACAACAUGGUGGGUGCUGUUACAGAAGGUCUGCCUGAGCUUACAAACAGGUUAAAAAGGAUUUCAGCUGUUCUACUUGAAGGCGUGAACAAAGAGACCUUUAACUUGAAGGAGGUCCUGAAUUCCAUUGGUGUUCAGACUUGUGCUGAGGUUAACAAGACCCUGAUGGAAAGAGGUUUACCCACUUUAAAUGCUGAGAUUCAAGCUAAUCUUAUAGGUCAAUUUUCAAGUAUUGAAGAGGAAGACAAUCCUAUCUGGUCCUUGAUUGAUAAACGAAUUCAGCUAUACAUGAAAAGCCUGCUUUGUCUUCCAAGCCCUCAAAAAUGUAUGCCUCCCGUGCCAGGAGGCCUUGCUGUCAUCCAGCAGGAGUUAGAAGCCCUAGGUUCUCAAUAUGCAAACAUUGUGAAUCUCAACAAACAAGUGUAUGGACCAUUUUAUGCAAAUAUACUUCGAAAGCUGCUCUUCAGGGAGGAAGUUGUGGGGAAAGUAGAUGCUUCGCCUCCUCCUAACUAAAGAGGAGCUGACAUGGGAUAAGAGAUUGGAAAUCCAACAUUUUGGUGUCCAGUCCAUUUCUACUGAUGGCAUUAUAGAGGCGGCACAUUUCUCAGUACUGUCCGUGGUGCAGUGUUAGCCCGAGUCUGUGUAAUCUGGUAAUAUUAGCAUUACAGAAGACACAUUGCAUAGACUAGAACUAGACCCUAUUUGUGCAUCAUUUUCAAGUUUAAAAUUGAUGUUUGUAAUGAACAGAAAGCAAUUUGUAAUUACUUAUAUUACGUAUAUAAUACUUGUAAUAAAUGUUUUCUUACGCAUUUAUAUUUGGCUUAUUCGUUCAAGCCAUAAGGAGUUGUUGUUUUUCUUGUCAUUAUCAAAUCUAAUGAUUUUUAAUUUUAGUACAACUUCUUAAAGGGUUGAAAAUUGCAAGAAUAACCAAGGGAAUUGUUGUUCUGAGUAAAUGAAGUGAAAUAAACAUAAUUCUGUU